AUGCCGCCCGAUGGCUCAUCAUUCACGGUCCUCAAUCUCCCGCCGACCUUCACCCUGCCACGAUGCAUGGAAUAUUUCACUCUGACCGCGGGCCCGAAUACUGAUCUCUGGCGCAAGCCACCCAACGGUGACACGUCCACCGCGCCCAUCGUCUUCACCUCCCUCCGGACGCCCUUUGUGAUCGCCGAAGUAACCGUCAGCGCAGACUGGGAGAUGGAAUGGGACCAAGGCGGACUAGUGAUCUUUGCUGGCGCCGCACCACAGUCCUUUUCUUCUUCUGAGACGUCGACGCCGACGCCGACGCUGCGACGAGCAGGCUCGGCGACAUCCGCCUCGCCCUGCAAGUGGGUCAAAGCCGGCAUAGAGUUCUCGUCGGGAACCGUCAACGCAUCCUCGGUGAGCGCAACAGCCGACGGCGCCGACUGGUGUCUAUCGCCAUUGGUGCCAACGCAGCCGCAGCCGCAGCUCUCCGGGGGUAGUGGCGGCCCGCCGAUCCAGUCGCUGCGGAUUAAGUUCGAGCGCAUCGGGCAUGCGCUCUGGAUCUGGUACCAGGCACCAUCUGCUUCACCGUAUGCGCGCUCGCCGGGCGCGGUGGGCAGUACGUGGAAGAAGCUGCGCGAGGUGACGUGGUUCUUCUAUGGCGUUGAGAAUAAGUUUGUGCAUGUUGGGGUUUACGCCAGUCGGCCAACGAAUAUCGAGCGCGGGGCUACGAUGUGGGAUGCUAUGCAUGGGCUGACGCUUGAUCCUUCGUCUGCUACGGGGCCGGCUGAUGGGUUGGUGGUGGAGUUUGAAGAUUUGGAGAUUUUCUAG
Penicillium alfredii is the source of this 810-nucleotide messenger RNA. RefSeq lists its product as uncharacterized. The transcript has a single exon. The record is from RefSeq and is a predicted model, not a curated record. The coding region runs from base 1 to 810 and encodes 269 amino acids. NCBI's taxonomy places the organism in Eukaryota, Fungi, Ascomycota, Eurotiomycetes, Eurotiales, Aspergillaceae.